Meloidogyne enterolobii is the source of this 1524-nucleotide messenger RNA. The record is from the annotation of a GenBank genome assembly. Lineage: Eukaryota; Metazoa; Nematoda; Chromadorea; Rhabditida; Meloidogynidae.
AUGCUCCUUUUCAAAAAUAUUUUUUAUAAUUUUUUUCUAAUUUUGAGCUCUCUAUUUUUAAUAAAUUCUCAAGAAAAAGAAACACCAAUUAAAAAUUGUGGUCAUCAAAUUAACAAUCUUGGAGGUCGAAUUUCCCUCGAUGGUCAAGAAUCAUUAAUUGGCCACGAAAUAGAGUGUAUUUGGUUAAUUAAUAUUGGCCAAAAAUUCUCUCAAAAUUUUUCUUUUCCAACUUCCACCGAUUUUCCACAUUUUGACUAUAUUUCUCUUCGAGUUGAUAAAUUCUAUUUGAAAGGAGAAAAUUUAAAAUUAGAAAUUAGAGAAGGAAGUAAUUCUGAAGGAAAUAUUUUAGUUGAAUUUGAAGGGGAACAAACAACUAAACAAUUAAUACAAAAACAGUCUGAACAAGGAUUCGAAAUUUCUUCAUUAAAUGUUGAUAAUAAAGAAAAUGGAUUUUAUGUUAAAUUAACAGGAAAAAUUGAAAAUAUUUCAGGAUUGAGUAUACCCUAUUCUUAUUUUUAUCAUUGGCCAGCCUCGCCAUGUGCCUCUGCUGAUGAAUUUUAUUGUGAUAAUCAUAAAUGUAUUUCUAGUAUUUUACGUUGUGAUGGUUAUGAUCAUUGUGGUGAUUCUAGUGAUGAAAUGUGUAAAGGAGGAGAAAUACAUAUUGAAUAUGAUCCUUUAUGGAAAAGUGCAGUUUUAACCGUUGUUUUUGCUUUAUUAGCUUUAUUGUUACUUACACUUUUAAUGGUUUUGCUUGUUUCUCGCACUGCUCGUCGCCAUUUAAUUCAUUCAUUACCUUCACGUUCAACUCAAUGUAUUAAUCGAAAUCAAAGAAGGAGGGGGAGAAGAGAAGCUUCUGCUGUAACUGCAAGUAUUGGAAAUAAUCAACGGGUGGCUAAUUGUUGUCAGGGUACAGGAGGGAGAUUAAUGCCAGGUAUUACUCAUCACCAAAAUUGUUCACAUUUUAACAAUUCACUCAUUAAUAAUUGUCAACAUCCAGCAAUUCAAACACUUGGAGAUAGGAGAUUUUAUUUAUUUCCUUCAGAUAGAGCACCUAUUAGUUUAAUUGAAGCUCCUCCAACUUAUCAGGAUGCUCUUAAACAUCCAAAAUUCACAGCCCCUCCAGCUCGUAAUUCUCGACAUCUUGUACAUCCAACUACUGACAGACCAGAAAUUUCUGAUUUUCAAAAUUUAAAUUUUCGAUUAUCUCCAAAUGAAUUACAAAUGGAAUUUGAAGAAAUUGAAAGGGAAAAUGAAAGGAUUAGGUGGUUACAAAUGAAUGAAAAUGGAAUUGAAGAGGAUGAAGAGGUAAUUGAAAGAAAUGAAGGAAGGGAAGAAGAAGAAGUAAACAAUAAAGAAGAAGAAUUACCCCAAACAAUUAAUUUAGUGGAUGAAUUUGAAGAAAUUAAUUUAAAUGAUGAUGAUGAAGAUGGAAAAAGUAAAAAAGAAGAAAAGUGUGAAGAAGAAUGUUGUUAUAUUUCUGGGCCUAGGUUGGUUGAGAGGGGAUUUAUGUGGAGUUUUACCUAA